UGUUUCUGUUUUUUUAGAUAACUAAAUCCUUAUUACUUAGCUACCAUAGUAUGAAUGACAUGUAUUUGAUAGAUACAAAAUUGAUAGCUAAAGGGGUUUGUUAAGAACUUUAUGAACUACAGGGACUAAAAACUUUAACUCUAUGGGAGUUCAGGGAUUUAUUAGAAAUUAUUGAAAGUCCAGGGAUUAAGUAGACACAAACAGAUCAAACUUAUAAUUCAACCAUUUCUCUUCCCUCAUUAGUAUCUCCUUUAAUUAUUGUGUUGCUUUAUUCUUUUGUCCUUACUCUCAAUUUUAAGUGAAAUGUUGCUUUGUCCAUCCAUUUGGUGGUUUUUGAAUUUUCUCCUUGCCACACUGCACAUGUCUCAUGUAUUGCGCAUCAUUUUCAGUAUAAAAUAUGGACCUUUCAAGCCAUUUUUUGCCAUUUCCAACCGUUUUACAGCUUAUUUCUCUGUUGUUAGAUAAGCAUCUCGAUUCACCAUAAUGUCAGACCUUGAGGCCUCGAAGCCACAAAAGAGGAAGAAAGGCUGGGUGGACUUCUUGGUUAACUUUCGAUGGAUUAUAGUUGUUUUCGUUGUUCUUCCUUUCUCCUUCGGUUUCUACUUCGUCCAAUAUCUUGGGGACAAACGAUCGGAGAGGAAGUCCUACAAGCAACGGCAGAUUGAACAUGGAGAAAACGUCCAGAAAGUUGUUGAACGUCUCAAACAAAGAGACCCUCUGAAGGAUGGUCUUGUCUGCACUGCCCGCAAACCUUGGCUUGCGGUCGGAAUGAGAAACGUUGACUACAAACGAGCACGACACUAUGAGGUUGAUCUAUCAGCUUUCCGAAACAUACUUGAUAUUGACAAGGAGAGAAUGAUCGCAAAAGUCGAGCCCCAUGUCAACAUGGGACAAAUCUCUAGAGCCACAAUUCCCAUGAACCUUUCACUUGCAGUAGUUGCUGAGCUCGAUGAUCUCACAGUUGGUGGCCUCAUCAAUGGCUAUGGCAUUGAAGGAAGCUCCCAUAUCUAUGGCCUUUUCUCCGAUACCGUUGUGGCCUACGAAAUCGUUCUUGCAGAUGGCAGGGUCGUAAGAGCCACCAAGGAUAACGAAUACUCAGAUCUUUUCUUUGGCAUCCCAUGGUCUCAAGGAACUCUGGGCUUUCUUGUGUCUGCUGAGAUCAAGCUUAUACACAUAAAGGAAUAUAUGAAGCUUACAUACACACCUGCAAAAGGCAACCUACAGGAGAUAGGACAGGCUUAUAUGGAUUCAUUUACGCCUAGAGACUUGGAUCAAGAUAAUCCCGAGAAGGUUCCCGACUUUGUGGAAACCAUGAUUUAUUCUCCUACCGAAGCCGUGUGCAUGACAGGGCGAUACGCAUCCAAAGAAGAGGCAAAGAAGAAAGGGAAUGUGAUCAACAGCAUUGGCUGGUGGUUCAAGCCUUGGUUUUACCAGCAUGCUCAAAAGGCAUUAAAAAAGGGGGAGUUUGUGGAAUAUAUCCCAACAAGAGAGUACUAUCACAGGCACACCAGAUCUCUGUACUGGGAGGGAAAGCUUAUUCUUCCGUUCGCCGAUCAAUGGUGGUUUCGGUUUCUAUUAGGAUGGAUGAUGCCUCCUAAGGUCUCUCUCCUAAAGGCUACUCAAGGCGAAGCUAUCAGAAACUACUACCAUGAUAUGCACAUUGUUCAAGACAUGCUCGUUCCGCUUCGAAGAAUCGGCGAUACUUUGGAGUGGAUUCACAGAGAGAUGGAGGUGUACCCCUUAUGGCUCUGCCCACACAGACUGUUCAAGCCUCCAAUGAAAACAAUGGUGACUCCUGAGCCAGGAUUCGAGCUCCAGCUCACACAGGGCGACACCACGUACGCUCAGAUGUACACCGACAUUGGAGUCUACUAUGCUCCGGGGCCCGUCCUGAGGGGCGAAGUUUACGAUGGCGCUCAGGCAGUUCGCAACAUGGAGAGCUGGCUUAUCGAAAUCCACGGUUUCCAACCGCAGCAUUCAGUGACAGAGAUGAAUGAGAAGGAGUUUUGGAGAAUGUUUGAUCCCGAACUUUACGAGGCAUGCCGAAAGAAGUACGGAGCGAUAGGGACGUUUAUGCACGUGUAUUACAAGUGUAAGAAGGGGAGGAAGACUGAGAAGGAAGUCCAGGAAGCUGAACAAGCUCAACCUGAAACUGCUUAUGCUGAUAUUGAGCAGCCAGCUGAGUGA
Molecule: messenger RNA, 2187 nt
Organism: Momordica charantia (bitter melon)
Lineage: Eukaryota; Viridiplantae; Streptophyta; Magnoliopsida; Cucurbitales; Cucurbitaceae
Product: delta(24)-sterol reductase
Biological process (GO): steroid metabolic process
Cellular component (GO): cytoplasm; membrane
Molecular function (GO): oxidoreductase activity, acting on the CH-CH group of donors, NAD or NADP as acceptor; FAD binding
Source: RefSeq, a predicted model, not a curated record